CACCCGCGGGUUAUAAAGGCAGCGUGGAGCCCACGGCCCGCCGCUGCACAGCGUGACGAAGGUUAGCCGACACAAUGGGAAAGAUCAUCUUCUACGAGGACAAGAACUUCCUGGGUCGCUCGUAUGAGUGCAGCAGCGAAUGCUCCGACCUGCAUUCCCACUUCAGCCGCUGCAACUCCAUCAGAGUGGACAGCGGUGACUGGAUGGUCUAUGAGCGACCCAGCUACAUGGGCUACCAGUACUACCUGAGGAAGGGAGACUUUCCAGACUACCAGCGCUGGAUGGGAUUCAACGACUGUGUCCGAUCCUGCCGUAUGAUCCCUACGCACCAAAGCCCUCACAGAAUGAUGAUCUACGAGCGCCCGGAGUUCGGAGGCCGGACGAUGGAGCUGACGGACGACUGCCCCUCCCUGAGCGAGCGCUUCCAUUUCAGCGACAUCUGCUCCUGCAACGUGAUGGACGGCAACUGGAUCUUCUACGAGCAUCCCAACUACAGGGGACGCCAGUACCUGGUGCGCUCCGGUGAAUACAGGAGGUUCAAUGAGUGGGGCAGCACGAGUUCUCGGGUGGGAUCCAUCCGACGCGUCGCUGUGUGAGGAAGGCGGAUGUCCAGACACUGUCUAUCUGAAGUACUGUCAAUAAAUCUAUCCAAUUACUUCAGUUCUGUCAAA
Messenger RNA from Anarrhichthys ocellatus (wolf-eel), 671 nucleotides. Its product is annotated as gamma-crystallin S-1-like. Gene Ontology annotation, molecular function: structural constituent of eye lens. Gene Ontology annotation, biological process: visual perception; lens development in camera-type eye. The transcript has 3 exons. The record is from RefSeq and is a predicted model, not a curated record. Bases 75 to 596 code for a protein of 173 amino acids. NCBI's taxonomy places the organism in Eukaryota, Metazoa, Chordata, Actinopteri, Perciformes, Anarhichadidae.